Physella acuta is the source of this 10232-nucleotide messenger RNA. Its product is annotated as sodium channel protein type 4 subunit alpha B. Gene Ontology annotation, cellular component: plasma membrane; voltage-gated sodium channel complex. Gene Ontology annotation, biological process: membrane depolarization during action potential; neuronal action potential; sodium ion transmembrane transport. Lineage: Eukaryota; Metazoa; Mollusca; Gastropoda; Physidae. Gene Ontology annotation, molecular function: voltage-gated sodium channel activity. The record is from RefSeq and is a predicted model, not a curated record.
GGCACCGCCGCCAUUUUACCGCGGACAGCUACAGCUCGAGGAGUGAAGCACCCGCAAAUGGAAGUAGCACAUGUGCUCCACUAGAACCUGCACUCUGUAGCACAUGUGCUCAAUCAAAACCUGCACUUUGUACUUUGUUGUCGUGAUUCGUUUGGAGAAAGUGUUGAGUAGAAGCAGUAGCAACAGCCAGGUGAAGAGAGGAGCCGCUUCUUGAGGGGACAACAGCAGCAAAUGGAGAUGAUAGCAACCACAGGACCGAUGGCUGUCAAGUAGAUGUCUCGUCUAGGUGCUGUGUUACAAGCGCUCGGCACGUAUGGGUGGACGCUAGCAGAAGAUGGACGAAGCAGCCGUAGAAUGGACGCCAUUUCGGCCGUUCACCAGAGAAUCUUUAUUCAACAUCGAACGUCGUAUCGCUGAGGAGGAGGCGGCCAAACAUGCCGAGAAAACACAACCACAGUCAGAUGAUGAGGACGAUGAAGAUGAACCCAGCCACCGCGAGGAAAACCUCAAACCCAACCCAAAGUUGGAGGCUGGCCGGAAGUUGCCGCCAUCUUUGGAAGACUACCCUCGAGAGUACAUCGGAAAACCUUUAGAAGACUUGGAUGAGUUUUACCACAAUCAGAAGACAUUUGUCGUACUCAACAAAGAUAAGACAAUCUUCCGAUUCAGCGCAACCAAUGCAAUAUUCUUGUUGUCUCCCUUCAACCCUAUUCGACGGGUGGCCAUUUACAUACUUGUACAUCCUUUGUUUAGUUUAACUGUUAUGAUCACCAUCAUCACCAAUUGUGUCUUUAUGGCUCGCUCUGAACAACCGCCGGAAUAUGUUGAACAUGUCUUCCUGGGAAUUUAUACUUUGGAGGCUUUUAUCAAGACGUUGUCCAGAGGUUUUGUUCUCAAACCAUUCACAUACCUCCGGGAUCCCUGGAAUUGGCUGGACUUUUUUGUCAUUUCUAUUGCCUACAUGACGCUGGCAAUCAAAUCUUUGGGAAACUUGUCAGCACUCAGAACAUUUCGUGUUUUGCGGGCCCUCAAGACAAUUUCAGUCAUCCCAGGUUUGAAGACAAUCGUAGGUGCCUUGUUGGAGGCAGUCAGACGGCUUAGAGAUGUCAUGAUACUCACUGUGUUUGUACUCUCCAUCUUUGCACUCAUUGGCAUGCAGCUCUAUUCAGGAGCACUACGUCAGAAGUGCAUUAAAGAUCCCAUUGCACACUAUGGAAGAAAUGUCACAGAUGAAGAAUGGUGGCUGUUUGUCAAUGAUGAAGAGAAUUGGAAAAAAGAUGAUUUUGACCAAGUAAUGGUGUGUAACAAUGGCUCAAAUUCUGGCCAAUGUGGGACAGAGACAACUGAAAAUGGUACCCUCAUUUACAGAUGUUACCCAGACAUUGGACCCAACCCCAACUUUGACUUUACUAGCUUUGACAACUUCGGAAUGGCUUUGUUGUGUGCCUUCCGUCUUAUGACUCAGGAUUUCUGGGAAAGCUUGUACCACUUGGUGCUCAGAGCAGAAGGGACACCUCAUUGUUUAUACUUUGUGCUGGUCAUAUUACUUGGGUCAUUUUAUUUGGUCAACUUGAUACUGGCUAUUGUAGCCAUGUCUUAUGAUGAACAGCAGAAACAAGAUUUAGCAGACGCAGAAGAAGAAGCUGCAGAAAGACAGGAAGAAGAAGCCCGCAAAGAAGCUCUGAGUAUCACAAAAAGUAACAGCAACUCCUCAUACAACGAAUUUGAAGGGGGAGAUAAGGAUAUGGUAGAAAAAUUGGAUGAAAAAGAAAGGUUGUCAGUAACAAGUGACCAAUCUAUGACCAGUGCCCAUCUCAAACCAAGUCUUCUCAAUCAGAAACGGCACAGCCUUAGCCUGCCAGGUUCGCCCUAUAUCAAUCGACGUAACAGUAAGGGAAGCCAAUACAGCUGGAGGAAGCCAGUCAGCUCAGCCAAAAGGGGAGGGCACUACACUGACCGCCAGCCACUGGUCCAUCACACAUUAGAAAAUCUUCCACUUCCAUUUGCUGAUGAUUCAGGUGCUGUAACUCCAUCAUCAGAAGAUCUAUGCAACUUUUCAUUUGUUAGGAAUAUGCCCAAUGGCCGCAGAUUCAGCUUUGCUUCACAGAAAAAAAGUGGAGCUCCAGAUUCAGGUAGACAGACAGGAAGUCGUCGAAGUAGUUUUGCAUCAAAUCAUAGUCGAACAUCCCACACAAGCAGAGGCUCUCAGUUGGCAGAUAAAAGUAAAAUGGAGACUUUGCUCAACUUUAAGAAGGGCAAAGUCCCUGAUGUUGUGUUGGACAAGUCUAAGCUGGAUCAAGAUGCAGAUUCUAUCAGUAGUGGAUCAGGUCCAGAAAAAGAGAAAGCAUCAGAGACAAAUCCCUUUCUUGGUAAUCCACCAUCUGGCCCUAAUGUGGAAAUGAAAGAUGUUAUGGUGCUCAAAGAUAUACUAGAUCAAGCUUCAGGACAUAGAAGAAGUUUUGUUAGCAUGGCCAGCAUCCAGCAGAAGUCUAUGAAGGACAUGUUGUGGAAGUACAUCUGUACCUGGGAUUGCAACCCAAACUUUCAGAAGCUGCAGCGCUUGGUUAGCCUUUUUAUCAUGGAUGCCUUCGUUGAUCUUUUUAUCACCAUCUGUAUUGUGGUCAACACUCUGUUUAUGGCUAUGGACCAUUAUAACAUGGACAAAAGUCUACAAGAGGUAUCUGCACAAGCCAACGAGGUGUUUACAGCCAUCUUUGCUGCUGAGGCUUUCCUUAAAAUCCUGGCAAUGAGUCCUGUAGUAUACUUCAAAGAUGGCUGGAAUAUCUUUGACUCUCUGAUUGUUGCCCUGUCUUUAAUGGAACUCAGCAUGAAAGAAUUGCCUGGACUGUCUGUUUUGAGAGCUUUUAGAUUGUUGCGUGUGUUUAAACUAGCCAAAUCCUGGCCCACACUCAAUAUGUUGAUAGCCAUAGUAGCCAGAACAAUGGGAGCAUUGGGAAACCUGAUCAUUGUUUUGGGCAUCGUCAUCUUUAUAUUUGCCGUCAUGGGUCAGCAGCUCUUCUCUUCUUAUUAUGUCAUCUACAACAACCAAACACUGUCAAAUGGAACUGUGAUAGAGAAUAAAGACAACAUGCCCAGAUGGAACUUUAAUGACUUCCUUCAUUCCUUUAUGAUUGUGUUCCGUGUGUUGUGUGGGGAAUGGAUUGAGUCCAUGUGGUUCUGCCACAAAGCUGCUGGCUGGCCAUGCGUGCCAUUCUUUCUGCUGACCUACAUCAUUGGAAACCUGGUGGUUCUGAAUCUGUUUCUUGCCUUGUUGCUGAGCUCUUUUGGUAGUGAAAGUCUGUCUCGCUCAGAAUCUGAUGAUGAACCAAACAAGAUUGCUGAAGCCAUUGAUAGAUUCAAACGCUUUGGCAACUGGGUGAAGGUAAAAGUGAUUGUGUGCAUCAAAGUGAAACUUCAGCGUCAGAAGAACUGGAGACCAGCAGUGACACACUCAGAGCAGCCAGAACUCAAUGGGAAGGAAUUGAUGGGAGCUGACGGCACGGUCAUAUCUUUGGAGAAGACACCAGAAGACAUCCCAGAUGGGGCUAUGAUUUCCAGGGCGGGCAGUAUCUACUCAACAAAGGAUUUAAAAUCUCCAGUGGGCAGCGGCUCCAGCCACUGCUCAAGCUGCUCCUCUCUCUCUGACUCAGCCCAGACCAAGAAAAUUGAUUUGGAGGCGGACCACGAGGUUAAUGAGGUGGACAUAGUCUAUGCAAAAGAACCAGACGACUGUUUAUGUUACUCUGUGACAAAACGCUGCCCCUGGUGUGGUGUCAUUGAGAAGUCAUUUAUUGGACGUCAGUGGUGGACACUUCGUUGUAUCAUGUACCGUGUAGCAGAACACAAAUACUUUGAUACAUUCAUCAUCUCCAUGAUUUUACUCAGCAGUUGUGCUCUUGCACUAGAAGAUGCAUAUCUGCAUGAAAAGCCCCUGAUGAAGGAGAUCUUAGAAUACAUGGACAAAGUGUUCACUAUCAUUUUCAUUGUGGAGAUGGUCAUCAAAUGGUUUGCUUUUGGCCUGAAGACAUACUUUACUGAUGCUUGGUGCUGGCUGGAUUUCUGCAUUGUUAUGUUGUCCAUUGUGAUGCUAGCAUUGGAGAUGAUGGCAUCAGCUGAUGGUCAAGGGGGUGGAAGAAUGGGUGCAAUGAAAUCUAUGAGAACACUGAGGGCACUUCGACCACUUCGAGCAGUCAGUCGCUGGGAAGGAAUGAGGGUUGUUGUCAAUGCCCUGUUUAAAGCCAUCCCCUCUAUCUGUAACGUCCUGCUGGUUUGUUUGGUGUUUUGGCUUAUCUUUGGAAUCAUGGGUGUGCAAUUGUUUAAUGGAAAGUUUCAUGCUUGCUGGAAAGACAAUGUCAAAUGUAAUCCAGAAGAGGUACCCAAUAGGACAAUGUGUGAAUUCUAUGGCUACAACUGGACCAAUGCACAAAUCAACUUUGACAAUGUUAUAGCUGCAUAUUUGGCCUUGUUUCAAGUGGCCACAUACAAAGGUUGGAUUGAUAUUAUGAACAACGCCAUUGAUGCAAGAGAGCUUGGCAUUCAGCCCAAACGAGAGGAAAACAUUUACAGCUACUUGUUUUUUGUAUUGUUCAUCAUAUUUGGAUCGUUCUUUACAUUGAAUCUCUUUAUUGGUGUCAUCAUUGACAACUUCAACUCCCAGAAAAAGAAGGCUGGCGGCUCGCUAGAGAUGUUCAUGACAGAUGACCAGAAGAAAUAUUACAAUGCCAUGAAGCGCAUGAAGUCCAAGUCUCCACAAAAGUCUAUUCCUAGGCCUAAGUACAAAUUGGCUGGUCUGAUAUUUGACAUCACAACGGAUCAAAAGUUUGACAUUGUCAUCAUGGUCAUCAUUAUAUUAAACAUGCUGACCAUGAUGUUUGAAUACUAUGGGAUGUCCACGCAGAUGAAAGACAUCUUGGCAAUCUUCAACUUGAUCUUUAUCACGGUCUUCACUGCAGAAUGUGUGCUCAAGCUCUUUGGCUUGCGCUGGUACUACUUCAAGGUUCCUUGGAAUGUCUUUGACUUUGUAGUCGUUGUUUUAUCAAUUUUAGCUUCUUCUCUCCAAGAAUUUGAGGAUAGUUUUUUCAUUUCACCAACUUUAUUGAGAGUAAUCCGAGUGUUUCGUGUGGGUCGAGUCCUUCGAUUGGUCAAGUCAGCUAAAGGAAUAAGAACUUUGCUUUUUUCUCUUGCCGUUUCUCUCCCUGCUCUCUUCAACAUCGGGCUCCUACUGGGACUUGUCAUGUUUAUUUAUGCCAUCAUGGGCAUGAAUUUUUUCCAAGGAUCAGAACAAAAAUAUGGAUUAGAUGAUACUUUUAAUUUUGAUACAUUUUUUCGUAGUUUUAUUCUGUUGUUUCAAAUGUGUACAAGUGCUGGCUGGAGCGACGUCUUGAAUGGGCUCAUCUACAGGUGCCCUCCUUCAGGGAGUUGCAAUGACUACACCAAGGCCACCCUGUACCUGGCUACUUACCUCAUCAUCUCCUUCCUUGUGGUGGUCAACAUGUACAUUGCUGUCAUCCUGGAGAACUUCAGCCAGGCUACGGAAGAUGUCCAGCAAGGUCUGACGCCUGAUGACUUUGAUAUGUACUAUGAGAAGUGGGAGAAGUAUGACCCCAAGGCCACCAAGUAUAUCCCACUGGAUCAGCUGUCUGACUUUGUUGACUACCUGGAGGAACCACUCCGUCUGCCCAAGCCUAACCAUUUCAUCCUGGUCAAGCUGGACAUCCCUAUCUGUGAUGGAGACAGGUGCUACUGUCGGGACAUUCUGGAUGCCCUGACCAAAAAUUUCCUAGGGACCACAGAAGCCACGGACAUGCCGGUCAAAGAAACAGACAAAGAGAAAGAAGAAUACAAACCCAUCAGCAGCACACUCAGGAGGCAAAAGGAACAUUAUGCCGCGCGCAUCAUACAGAAAGCUUAUAGAAACUACAAGGGUAUCACUUGUGAAACAAGUUUUGCUGGCGAUGACAUGUUUGGUCGAGAUGAUGACAGCCCACCCCCACCUCACAGUGACCCUGGUGACCCAGGCACCAGACAGUUGGAAGAGGCUCCUCCCAAAAGACCCAGAGACAGUAAAACCAGGGGGAAAGAAGGAGGGAAGAGGAAGUCUAAAGGAGAGAAGAAAGAGGAAGGGGCUGGCAUGAGAAUGAUUGAUGUCAUCAAGCAAGUCAAUGAACAGAUGAAAAAGGCUAAAGACAGUGGAACAUUCAUUCAAGAAACUGAGCCAGAGAGCAGAACAGUCGAGUUGGGUCCAAAUAGUGGGAUAGUAGCAUGACGCCUCUAACGGGUCCAUAGAGCAGGGUAGAGAAACCUAACAGGACAGCUAUUGUACAUUGAAUUAUUUGUUCAUCUUAAGACACACAGUUGCUUUGAUAGCUGCUGGUUGCCACAGCACUAGAGAUAAACAAAGCAACUGACCAACAUUUGGUGUCUUGGAUAAAUCAGCAAAUUGGUCAUGUCUUUCCUCUUAUUUAUUAUUGAUUUACACUAUUUAUUACUGCUACCUGUGGCCAUUAUCAUCAGUUUUUUUACUUGCUUCACCCAUUAGCUUUUUUUUUCAUUGUAUCUAUUGGAUGCCAGAUUUUUUUCAUUGUAUCUAUUGGAUGCCAGAUUUUUUUCAUUGUAUCUAUUGGAUGCCAGAUUUUUUUCAUUGUAUCUAUUGGAUGCCAGAUUUUUUUCAUUGUAUCUAUUGGAUGCCAGAUUUUUUUCAUUGUAUCUAUUGGAUGCCAGAUUUUUUUCAUUGUAUCUAUUGGAUGCCAGAUUUUUUUCAUUGUAUCUAUUGGAUGCCAGAUUUUUUUCAUUGUAUCUAUUGGAUGCCAGAUUUUUUUCAUUGUAUCUAUUGGAUGCCAGAUUUUUUUCAUUGUAUCUAUUGGAUGCCAGAUUUAUUUCUGCAUUUCUAUGUUGAGACUGUAAAAUAUUUUAUAAAUGUGAACAAAAUAUGAGAUAUCUAGCGGUCAGUCAGUCGGCUUCUUAAAUCUUUGAUUGCAUGACCCAUUAUUAGGUGUAACUGUUGAAACCUGUGAGCCAUUUUAAUUGUGUGUAGUAAAAUGAGCCAUGACUAAUUAGUAAUUGUGAGAUGAGUCAUAUUGCAAGCAGCGAGUUGAUAAGUAUAGAGUAUCCAUUGUGUUUGUCAGUAGAUUUCUUCAACUGAUCCAAGUGUCUGUUUGUGUUUGUCAGUAGAUUUCUUCAACUGAUCCAAGUGUCUGUUUAUUGUGUUUGUCAGUAGAUUUCUUCAACUGUGUUUCUAUUGCACUCAUGACUUGUACAGCUUCAAAUCUUGCUGGCCACCAGGUGUACAGUUUCACACAGCUUUCUUCAUGGAUUUCUCUGUACAGUUUUUCAUCACUUUUAUUGUGAUAAUUUUCCAUAUUUAUAUAUUUCAUGAGUAUUUUUUCCAAUAUGUGAUAAUAUGCGGAUGCAGUAACAUUGAAACCAUCAUCAAUUUGACAUUAUCAGCCUCUCAAUCUUAUAGUUUUGAAUAUGGUACAUAAAUGGCUGAGUUCUGGCACCAGCUAGAUGCCAGAGCAUAUGAUUAGAUAUCUGGCCAUGUGAUAUUGUAGCUAAUGGGAGAUGGAUGGCCUGGCCAUGUGAUAUUGUAGCUAAUGGGAGAUGGAUGGCCUGGCCAUGUGAUAUUGUAGCUAAUGGGAGAUGGAUGGCCUGGCCAUGUGAUAUUGUAGCUAAUGGGAGAUGGAUGGCCUGGCCAUGUGAUAUUGUAGCUAAUGGGAGAUGGAUGGCCUGGCCAUGUGAUAUUGUAGUUAAUGGGAGAUGGAUGGCCUGGCCAUGUGAUAUUGUAGUUAAUGGGAGAUGGAUGGCCUGGCCAUGUGAUAUUGUAGCUAAUGGGAGAUGGAUGGCCUGGCCAUGUGAUAUUGUAGCUAAUGGGAGAUGGAUGGCCUGGCCAUGUGAUAUUGUAGUUAAUGGGAGAUGGAUGGCCUGGCCAUGUGAUAUUGUAGCUAAUGGGAGAUGGAUGGCCUGGCCAUGUGAUAGUGUAGCUAAUGGGAGAUGGAUGGCCUGGCCAUGUGAUAUUGUAGCUAAUGGGAGAUGGAUGGCCUGGCCAUGUGAUAUUGUAGUUAAUGGGAGAUGGAUGGCCUGGCCAUGUGAUAUUGUAGCUAAUGGGAGAUGGAUGGCCUGGCCAUGUGAUAUUGUAGCUGAGGGCCAUUUGUUUGGGCUACUUGUCUUGACUUUUAGAUUGACUCAUAUUUUGUUAUGACUUUAUUUAUUUGAUCAUUUCUGAGUCGGUGCCUCCAAUAUUUUGAUUCUGGUCAUCAUUUUAUUAACAAUGAAUUUGAGCAUGCGUCAAUACGCUGCUAGCUAGCCACGUCUAACCAUCAGAAGGCCCUAACAAUUCUUAUUGCAACACUGAAGGAAGCCUUACAUUUGUUUACUUGUCAUAGUUUUAGCUUUGGACUCCAGUUGGUAGCAUUAUUUGUUUCAGAUUUGGACUAAGUUGUUACUUAAAAAUUGUCUAAAUGUGUCCACAGUACAUUGUGAUUAGAAAGAGUUCAAUUUUCCCCUGCCACAUAAUUGAAAGAAGAAUUUCUUAAAGCCAUUGUUUGUACUAAGCACAGCUAAGCUGCUGUCCCUGUGGCAGACCUGUCUCACUUUGUUUACAAUGUCACGUCUUCCCACAUUUGAUUUGAGUCACUGGCCUUCUGAGUUGUGGACAUUGUUCAUAUUGUACAUAGUUGGCUUUGUUAUUGAGGUACAUGUUCCUUUACUAUUUGAUUCUUCAUCCUACCUUAGAACUCUUUUAUUCUGGUUCUAUUUCUAACUCCUGCAAUGGGUAGGUGCACCCCCUCAAGUCCUAAGUUCCCUGUGAGACUGGUGUACAUAUUUCAUGACUUCAUCAAUCACUGGCUGUACAUUUGGUUAGCAAGCCAUUUUUUAUGCUUGAUCAAAUCCAAUUUAUGCAGUUCUGUAGUGCCACUAGAUCAAAUGAUGGAAUGUGUGGAAUCUUCUUUAAGUUUCUUUCAAAGUUUGUUGUGCCAGUGAAGAAUGCAGCUCUCCUAACCUAUUCAUCCUGCCAGCAGUUCAUGUAGAGCCAUCACUCUUGUUCUGUAGCACUGCUUGAGUGCAGCUACAAGAAAACUUGUCUAGAUCAUAAGGAUAUGUGGGCUUACAAGAAAACUUGUCUAGAUCAGUUUCACUAAGGAUAUGUGGGCUUACAAGAAAACUUGUCUAGGUCAGUUUCACUAAGGAUAUGUGGGCUUACAAGAAAACUUGUCUAGAUCAGUUUCACUAAGGAUAUGUGGGCUUACAAGAAAACUUGUAUAGAUCAGUUUCACUAAGGAUAUGUGGGCUUACAAGAAAACUUGUCUAGAUCAGUUUCACUAAGGAUAUGUGGGCUUACAAGAAAACUUGUCUAGAUCAGUUUCACUAAGGAUAUGUGGGCUUACAGGAAAACUUGUCUAGAUCAGUUUCACUAAGGAUAUGUGGGCUUACAAGAAAACUUGUCUAGAUCAGUUUCACUAAGGAUAUGUGGGCUUACAAGAAAACUUGUAUAGAUCAGUUUCACUAAGGAUAUGUGGGCUUACAAGAAAACUUGUCUAGAUCAGUUUCACUAAGGAUAUGUGGGCUUACAAGAAAACUUGUCUAGAUCAGUUUCACUAAGGAUAUGUGGGCUUACAGGAAAACUUGUCUAGAUCAGUUUCACUAAGGAUAUGUGGGCUUACAAGAAAACUUGUCUAGAUCAGUUUCACUAAGGAUAUGUGGGCUUACAAGAAAACUUGUCUAGAUCAGUUUCACUAAGGAUAUGUGGGCUUACAAGAAAACUUGUCUAGAUCAGUUUCACUAAGGAUAUGUGGGCUUACAGGAAAACUUGUCUAGAUCAGUUUCACUAAGGAUAUGUGGGCUUACAAGAAAACUUGUCUAGAUCAGUUUCACUAAGGAUAUGUGGGCUACAAAGGGGAGGGGGGGGGGGCCACUCUGGUUGGUGUGCUCUGUUGUCACAUUAUUAAAUUAGUUAGGUAGGUUAGACUGAAAUAGUAGAAAUGGUAAACUCUGGUUUCCAUUGGAUGUCUCACUUUUCUCUCUCCAUCUGCAUUCUGUUGUUGAAAGAUUGUGUGAGUCAGCUUGUUCCACCUGACUUGCAGGUUGGUCUACAUUAGUGCUAUUUUUGUCUGAAGCAAUAGAUUUGAGUUGCGCAGCACACAUGGUAUUGCGUGAAAGAGCUUCUUUAACCACACUUUUUGCUCUUAAUUACACUACUGGUUUUACUUGAAUAAAUUAUUUGAUACACAAAUGAA